AGCACAAUGUAAGAUCCCCGUUAGUUUUCAGCGAAAUAUGAUCUCCCUUCUCACUUACGUUAUGAUGUUGUAGCGGUUCUUCCGAGGAGCUGAUUUUGUUUCCGUUGCAGUUUCUGUCGGUUGAAAUAUUAGCAGGCUGGCUCUGUCUCUCUGCACCCGUCAUAAUGCAUCCGAUGCCUGUGUGCUCCGUUAGCUGUGGAGACAUAUUUGACUGUAUACAGAGAGGAAAUAUUGAACAGUGUAUUCACUUCGUUCAAAACGACCGAUCAGUCCUCAAACAGAAAGGCUGGGGUGGUUUUACCCCGCUCCACUACGCUGCCCUCCAUGGUAACCGUGCCCUGGUUGACCUUUUCCUUAGUAAUGGAGCUGACCCCAACCUGACAUGUGAUGCAGGGCAGACUGCCUUUCAUUUUGCCUGCAGGCAAGGGAACAUCUACAUCAUACAUCAGAUGAUGCAGUACGGAGCUGAUUUGCGCCUCAUAGACCUGCAAGGAAAAACAUCACUGCAUCAUGCAGUUACUGGGGGAAGCAUCGUUGCAGUGCAUUAUUUGUGGGAGACGGGGAUGUUUCGGUUCACAGACACAGACAUGUACCAGGUGACACCCCUUCACCUGGCUGCAUCUACAGGCAACACAGAAGUGGUCCGAUAUUUGCUCAGAGAACAGAGAUGUGCUGUGGAUGCAGUUGACCAGCAGGGAGCGACAGCGCUUCAUGUUGCCGCAGAGCGGGGAGGAGUGGAGGUGUGCUGGACGCUGCUCCAGAGGACAGGCUGUGGGAUGCUCUACCAGAAGAACCAUAGCGGCCUAACACCACUGGAGCUCAGCAAACAGGGGAAAACAUUCAGACAUCAGCAGCUCACCAAGCUACUGAGUCAGUACAUUAAUAAGCCAAUACACCACAAACCCAGAGAGUCUCAUGUUUUGUAUUACUGGACACUGUUCUUUCCAACCCUGAGCGGAGCUUCAAUCCUGCUGAUAGCAGCCAUGUUAGGAGGUUAUGGUGGCUUGAUCUGUGGGUUGCUCUUCCCCUGGUUGGCUCGGAGUAUUUUCACACAGUACCACCGAAUGACCACAUACCAAAGGUUACCCAACCCAAUCUACCUGGGGACCCUCAUAGCUGGCUUGUUUCAUUCCUUGCUGUGCUUCUAUGGAAAAAUAAUGCCAAGUGUGUGGCCAACCAGCGCUCUUGUCCAGGUUUCUAUGGUCCACUUCUCUUUAGUCCUGGGUUUGUUCUGUAAGAUUCUGACUCAGGAUCCAGGGACUCUGGACAGAGCAGACGCAGAUCCUCGCUUCUCCUGCAUCGCCGACCUGGUGGAGCAAAACCAGAGCCAUCACAGGUUCUGUCCAUACUGUGAGUUGUUUCCUCCCGACUUCACCAAACACUGUAAGCUGUGUGACGUGUGCAUUAGAGACUACGACCACCACUGCCUUUUCCUCAACCGCUGCAUCGGACGAGGAAAUCAUCGCCUCUUCCUCUUCUUCAUCCUCUCCAUGGUGAUUGCCCACCUUCUUUUUGUUGCCACAGCAACCAAUUACCUUUUUGACAAGCUUCCUGCAGGCAGUCACAGCCUGUCGAAGUGGCUCUCACUGCUCGGGGAGGAGUUUUGGGUUGUGGUCAUGAUGGUGAUGAAUGCUCUGACGCUCCUUUGGGAGGCGUGGCUACUGACGGAGCAGUUUGAUGCUGUUGCCAUGGGAACGACGACUUACUUCAGACAGUGUGAAAGCACAGCCAGGCAGAGGUCACUGGCUCAGCGCUGGGUCAUAGUGCUGUCGUUUCUGCUCGAGGGCAGGAGACGGGUGGGCAGCGGGCACCCAAGAGAGGAUAAAUCUGCCAUAGACAUUUAAGACUGUCGGUUUGUUUUCUGUUCAGCUGAACUGAAAUAACUUUAUGAUCUUACACCAACAAAUAUAUACUGUGCAUUCUUAGUUUACAGAGUCUGUGGUGUGCUCUCGACUGUGUAAUGAUAUCCUCUUUAGAUUGAUUUACUCUCUAAUGUCAUAAGAAGCUGCGUUUCUGCCACAGGUACUUUCCAGAGAAACUAGAGACUUAAGGGGGUACCAGAGUACGGCGACAAAGGUCUGACAGAAGUCUGAAGAACUAUAUUUUAUGUGCACAAUGCUCCUGCUGGAGGAAAAGUGCUUAAAGUAGCAGUUGGCAACAUGAAACAUCAUGAAAAAAAUAUCUGCCUCUCCCUUAUCCCACUCUGCUAUAAGUCUUCAACCAAAUGAAGCACAAAACAUGAAUAUUAACCAUUGUCUUUGUAAUUAUAUGUUCCACUUAGCUAGUACUGUUGGACUCUGCCAGCAAAAAACCCCACAGUUGAUCAAUUUGUAUCACAACAAGGUUAAAUUGCAGCAAGUGGUAUGUGCCGCGUAUCCUGUGGCCUGUAACCACUGCUGAGGCAAGUAGAGAGUGAGACAAAGCAGCAGAGCCUCUGAUACAACUCAUGUAGAAGCCAUGGACUGUACUAUACAUGGACACAGUCUUAGUGACAUCACACAUUGAUUGCUGAAGCACAGUUAUGAAGCCCAUCAAUGGCAAACGCCAUAUUUGAAAUGUCGCUCUCACUAGCUUUCAAUCAAAAAGACAAAAAGCCAGAAUUAAGACCGUUCUAGAGCCUCCAGGCAAACAGAUACAAUGUGCCCACCAUGGCAGAUCAGCCAGGCCCCUAAUUAUGAGUAACUAUCAGCCUAACAUGAUAAAAGUUAAGAGUUUUUAAAAAAUCAAUACAAACAUUUAAAGUAUAAUCCUCUUAUCCAUCUUAUUCCUAGCCCCAUGAUACUUUGUGAGAAAUGUGGGUGUGACCUCAUAAUCAGUAUUUGCAUAGCAAUAGGGAUGAUCAAGUUUUGUUAAAGGAAUUGGCGCAUAACCUAAAUACUAAACAGAUGUAGAGCCCAGUUAGAGCAUUGGCUAUUUUCUGCUAAGUUUGUGGGUUUUCUGAAAUUCUCAUCUCACCAACUAGCCCUUCUGUAAAUGUGUGAAUUAUAGUACUAUCCAUGAAUCACCUGGUCAUCACUUCAGUUCAGUAGCUGAGAACAGGGUUGGUUGUCACACUUUUUACUCUAGUGUGAAUUGCUCAUCAUUAAAACAUCUAUCAAUAGUCAUUCCUACAUUGAAUUGAAUCGUAUGGUGUUUGCUUGAACUGUGCAUCCAUCUCAUUUUAAAACUUAACCUUACAAAUAGGUAAUAAACGAUCAAAGACUCUGACCCAUUGUGACAACCAAUGCCAUCACAUGGAUGGUUGCCACACACUGUGGGGUUGUUUGUUAUAAUGUUGUUUUAAUGGGAAAAAUCUUUAAAAGAAGGCAGAACUAAAUUUUAAAAUUGAAUUUCAUUGACAAGUUGACAAAGACAUAGCUUAGUUCAUCACAAUGUACAGUAGCUAAGCUCUGAUCCUAAUUCUGGACAUUGCCAUACCAAAUUUUGGGAGACAGCCCCCUCUGGUGGCAAGAUAUAAUGAGUGUGACAACCAACAUGUGUGACAACUGACCCCAUUCACCCCUGAAUCUUAAAUUCCAUAUGAAGAAUUAAUGAUAAAUUAAUUUUACAACAAUCACAUCCCUUGUUUAAAACACAGUUGUUACAGGCAUAUAUUUAACUUUUCCACCCACAGUAACCCCCCCCCCCCAAAAAAACAACUAUUUUUUAACUGGGUGUGAACAUGUUUAUUCCUGUUGUAAAAACAGGUAGUUAAAAUGGGCUAAUGGGGCUUUGACAGCCAGCCUCAAGAGGACACUGGAGGGACUGCAGUUUUAUGCAUUUCUGUCUGGGAUAAUUUUUCAGUACUGAUGUUGCUGCUUGAUAUAAACACUGUGAUUAGCUGGUUAUUUGUAAGUAGGCUGGACAGGAUGACUUUAAAUAAAUAAAUAAAUAAACUCAGGUCAGGCACUCGCAGACAAAGACCAGGCACAUUUUUUAAAGGAAGAUUUAAAAAUUAGAUGGGACUGAAAUAUUCUCUUUGGUUAAUUGGUGGCAUCAAUCAGAAGACUUUCAUGCAUCUCUACAGAUUGUUUGGUGAAAAUGCACUCAAAAUGGACGAGAGGAGCCUUUAAUUCCCUGAGAAGUAGCCCAGAAUGGACCAAAAUAUCCAGGGUAAUUUUAGUGGAAAGUACGGACUGUCUCAGAGAUAGAUGACUGAUCUACUUCUCAUCAUUUUACAAAAAUGAAGCUAUAACCUCAGUGAUGGGCACGAACAUAUAUCUGUGGUGCUGUAAAGUUGAGCAGUAGAUUCCACUAUCACUUUGACCUCCUGCACUUCCCACUAACCAAAACACACAUUUACCUUGCUGCUAAAACAUCAAUUAUCCCUCGGGUUGGUACAAAACACAAUGCAUACGAUGUUCCAGGAACCCAUUCGUUAACAAGUUGUCUAUCAUGACAUUAAAUCCACUCAUUUUGGCGUUAAAAAGCUAGUAAUAUAAACAUUUCUCAGAAAGACAUAAAUCAUGAUAAUGAGAAUGAUGCUUUAUGGCAGAAACCAUGUUUGGACAAAAAAUAGUGAGUAUUUUGAUUUUCCAGUUUGACUUUUGUCUUGUCUGUUAAUAUGGAGGAGGUGGAACUAAUGACCCAUACUUUAUCCAGUCAGUCGAGAAGGUCCAACGUUUUAGCUUUACUUCUGGGGAGCUGUUAUGUCGUCCAUCUUAUUUUGCAGUCUGUGGUGGAAAUGCAGCUUAACAUGUUCUACUUAAAUUUCAUGUGGAUGUAUCUUAAUGUUCUAUUUUAAUAUAAAGUAGGCGACUUUUCUGCAGAACGGUCCACAGAGUGGCUAGCAGGAUUAUCACCACUGGAGUUUAAAUGUUAGCUUAGUUUAAGAGACCUCACUGAAAUCUUCUAAAAUAUAACAGUGUUAUAUUUAACUUGUCUGUUUACAAUGUUCUAAAUUAUCAGACAUUUCUAAAAACUGUGUUUUAGCAGGAAAGGCUACUGAAUGCUCAUAUUUAAAUGUGUUUUUAUAAGAUUCAUCAGCAUACUUUUUAAUGUCUUGUUUCCAAUAAAACUGUGUUAGUUAAGAGCAUAUAUCAAAAUUGUGAAAAUGUGUGUACUGAAUUAGCUGUUAUUAGCUAAUGGUUAAUAUCCCUCUUUGUUCCUAGUAUAAUGUCUUUACCCCUCUGACCUGCUCCUAGUCAUGUUGGCCAUGACACUUCCUCAGCUCACACUAAUGAGACACGCUCUUUUCAUGUCUUCAAUUAAACACUCUCAUUUCCUUUGUGUCCCUCAGGACCAUAUUUCUACAUUACAGAUGAUGUUCCCCGCUCUCCUCUGAGGAUGGUGGGUGUGGACGAUGUGAGUGGAUACAUGUAUGAUGGUAUUUAAUAUCUGCUGUAUUAUCUGUUAGGCAUAAGGAGUGCUUUUACUCUAUUUUUCUGUCAGUGGAUCAGGGUUAUACUUUAGUGUCUGGCAUUUGUCUGGUUUCCUAGUUUUAAACAUUGUACUAAUGUGUUUUACCCAUUCUGUUUUUAAGAUGAUACCUCAUUGUGCCAUAAUGGUUUAAUGCUCUAGGAAAAAUCUGUCAAAUAAAUUGCUGUUGUCUGCCAUUUUAAAUAAA
Molecule: messenger RNA, 5545 nt
Organism: Cheilinus undulatus (humphead wrasse)
Lineage: Eukaryota; Metazoa; Chordata; Actinopteri; Labriformes; Labridae
Product: probable protein S-acyltransferase 23
Exons: 10
Coding region: 165-1844 (559 amino acids)
Biological process (GO): protein palmitoylation
Cellular component (GO): Golgi membrane
Molecular function (GO): protein binding; palmitoyltransferase activity
Source: RefSeq, a predicted model, not a curated record